GAUCAAGCAGAAGCUAUUUGUUGAGUGUAUACUCGACCAAGCAGCGGAGGCCCGGACCGUAACGCCGUUACUCGGUCCUGUCAACGGAUGACAGCGAUCGACGUGCCAUGCGGUUCAUCCUUCGUGUUCGGGCUUCGGGACCGAUCGGCCUCCUUCUUGAUCCAGCCGCUGCCGAGACAGGACGCGUUAGACGAGCGAAGUUUUAGCGUGUGUGUGUGUGUGCGUGUGUAAUAAGUGUAAUAAGUGUAAUGUAAUAAAUAAGUUUUAAUUUGUUGUAAACCGCAAUCGUCCGCGUACCGGCAUCAUUGUCUCCCCCGAUAUCACCAACAUAAAAGUGGCGACGAGGAAAUUUGGUAAAAAAAAAAGUGAUACACACGCAGAGCAACAAUUCCUUCCUCACGCAAACGCCGUCGUACGGACUCAUCGAUGGAGGAAGAGCAGCGCCGUCUCUCGCAGCAGUUCGAAACCCCGGGUACUGCGUUACUACAACCCGGAUACGGCCAACCGCUCCCGCCAAACGCUCCAGCGGUCGAGCAGCAGGGAUCUCAAGCGUCCUCGGUACAUUUUUCGCCAUCGCUAUCAUCAGCGCCCACAAGCCUUCAUCCGCCAUCGCUCGCUCCAGCCGCUUCGAUGCAGCACCCGCCAUCGCUACCAGGCGUGUCACAAAACGGUGAGCCAACAAUGUAUCAAAUAAUGCAGCUUCUACGCCAAUUAAUGACAAAAAUUGAGCAACAGCCGCCAGCAUCACUGCCCACAAACGCAUCGCAGCAGCAGCUACCAGUAGUGCAUCCGCCAAGUGCAUCACAGCAGCAACCACUAGUAUCGGAAAUCGCGUCGCAACCGCAGCAGCAGCAUCGGUCAGCUCCAGCCAAUCCGGAGCAAAUCCUGGACUCGCUGGCGAGAAACAUCACCGAAUUCCGCUUCGAGGCUGAAGCCGGUCUAACGUUCGAGGCGUGGUACUCGCGCUACGAGGAUCUGUUCGUCAGUGAUGCAGCCAGGAUUGACGAUGCGGCCAAGGUACGAAUGCUCAUGCGGAAGCUAGGAUCAAUGGAGCAUGAGAGGUACGUGAAUUACAUUUUACCCCGUAAUCCCCGCGAUUUAACAUUUGAGGCUACCGUGGAAAAAUUGAAGGCCAUUUUCGGCAAGGCAGAAUCCCUUUUAACUAAACGCUACAAAUGCAUGCAAAUCGUCAAAACGAAAGCUGAGGAUUUUUUGGCCUACGCAUGUCGAGUCAAUCGGGCAUGUGUUGAUUUUGAGCUGAACCGCAUGGGUGAAGAACAGCUCAAGUGUCUGAUUUUUGUAUGUGGGCUGAAAGAAGACACGGAUAGAGAUUUUCGGGUAAAGCUGCUCUCGCGUAUCGAGGAACAUGCUGAAAUCACCCUCGAGCAAUUAUCGGCGGAGUGUAGUCGUCUGGUGGCAUUAAAGAAGCAAAAUGCGAUGAUCAUUGGAGAAAAAGAGGAGCGAGUGUUGGCAAUUCAAAAUGGCGCGCGCCGUAGCCAUCAUGGGUUUCGCGGCAAAGGAUUGCGCUCGCGUCCCAUACAUCGUGAUGACCGGUCGGGAAAACCAAGUAACCCUUGUUGGUUCUGUGGAGCUUUGCAUUGGGUGAAGGAUUGUCCGCAUACUAACCAUAAGUGUCGUGAAUGCGGUGAAGUUGGUCAUCUGGAGGAACGCUGCCGCAAGCAGAAGCAUCGGGCUGGCCGAAAGUUUUAUCGCCCAACGCGAUUUGCUAAAACCGUCACGGUGUGCAGCGUACGGGCUAGUCGCAAGUUUGUGGAAGUUUCCAUCAAUGGAGUUGGCAUCCGGUUGCAGCUAGAUACGGGUUCAGAUAUAUCGGUCAUAGGUCGUUCAGCGUGGGAGAAAGUAGGGAAGCCGUCAUUGGUGCAGCCUACCGUUUGCGCAAAGACUGCCUCUAAUGAGAGGCUGGAGCUACUUGGCGAGUUUAGAGCAGAGGUUGCCAUUUGUAAUGCUACCAAGCCGGCGAUCAUCCGUGUGGCUCAAGUCGAUUUAUUGUUACUGGGAGCAGACUUGAUUGACCUUUUUGCUCUUAGCUCCGUUCCAAUGGAUGUGUUUUGCGCCAAAGUUUCGACGACCGCACAGAUUCCCAAGGAAUUGCAGAGCCGUUUUCCGGAAGUUUUUCGUGGCACAGGGCUUUGCACGAAAGCGCAGAUCAAGCUGCAGCUUAAGGAUAAUUGCCGUCCGGUGUUCCGCCCGAAGCGACCGGUUGCAUACGCAAUGCAGGCUACAGUAGAGGAAGAGCUCGAUCGCCUGGUCCAGAUGAAUGUGAUCACACCUGUUGAUUACUCGGAAUGGGCGACACCAAUAGUCGUCGUACGCAAAAGCAGUGGAGCUAUUCGAAUCUGCGGCGAUUAUUCGACGGGGUUGAACGAUGCGUUGCGUCCGCAUGAAUAUCCGUUACCGCUCCCCGAUGAUAUUUUUGCAAGAUUGGCCCAUUGCAAAUUUUUUAGCAAAGUGGAUUUGUCAGACGCAUUUUUGCAAGUUGAGAUUGAAGAGCGUUACAGGCCCCUUUUAACGAUCAACACGCAUCGAGGUCUUUACCUUUACAAUCGUCUGCCUCCUGGAUUAAAGGUUGCGUCAGCCGCGUUCCAGCAGAUAAUGGAUGCGAUGCUCGCCGGAUUGUGUUACACUUCUGGCUAUCUGGACGACGUUGUUGUCGGGGGAAGAACUGAAGAAGAGCACGAUGAAAAUCUCAACAAGGUGCUUCAGCGUAUUAAAGAAUUUGGGUUUACUAUCAAAGCUGAGAAGUGUGCUUUUAAGACGCAUCAGAUAGAGUACCUCGGGCACAUAAUUGAUCGUACUGGCCUUAGACCAAAUCCAAAGAAAAUUGAUGCUAUUGUAAACCUACCAGCUCCAUCAAAUGUGAAUGAAGUCCGCUCGUUUUUGGGUGCCAUUAAUUACUAUGGAAAAUUUGUGCCUAACAUGCGGAAUUUGAGAUACCCCCUGGAUAACUUGUUGAAAGAUGGCAAUCAGUUUGUAUGGACGAAGCAGUGCGGAGAGGCCUUCAGAAAGUUCAAGGAAAUAUUAAAGUCUGAUCUGCUUCUGACACAUUAUGACCCUACGGCUGAAAUCAUAGUAGCCGCAGACGCCUCAUCGGUUGGGCUCGGAGCCACCAUUAGCCACAAGUUUCCGGAUGGAUCAAUAAAGGUGGUGCAGCACGCGUCACGGGCUCUAACGAAAGCAGAAGAGGGGUACAGCCAGAUUGACCGCGAAGGACUGGCUAUCAUCUUUGCAGUAACCCGAUUCCACAAGAUGCUUUAUGGCAGGCAUUUCCGCCUCCAAACCGACCACAAGCCAUUGCUGCGCAUCUUUGGAUCAAAAAAGGGAAUUCCUGUGUAUACUGCCAACCGGCUGCAGCGGUUCGCUCUAGCGCUGCAGCUAUACGACUUCGAAAUCGAGUACAUACCCACGGAUAAAUUCGGCAAUGCAGACCUGCUGUCGCGGCUCAUCAGCAAGCACGCGAAACCGGAGCAGGAGUACAUGAUCGCGAGUAUUGAGCUUGAGGAGGCUGUAAAUCACGUAGCCAUACAUUCGCUAAAAGUCUUUCCGAUUCAUUUUGAAGAGGUUGCAGCAGCUACGAAAAAGGACCCUCUACUGCGCGAAGUGUACCGCUACGUCCAAUCGGGUUGGCCAGGCAAGGUCAGUUAUGGUGCGGAAUUGGCCCAAUUCCACAACAGAAGGGAAGCACUGACGACCGUUGGCGACUGUAUCCUCUUCGGAGAGAGGAUUGUGAUUCCCGCAGCUUUGCAGCAGAGAUGCCUUAGACAGCUUCAUCAAGGGCAUCCGGGCAUCCAGCGAAUGAAGGCGAUUGCACGCAGUUUCGUGUAUUGGCCAUCAUUGGACAGCGACAUCGCCGAUCGAGUUGCUUCAUGCGAAGCAUGCCAGGCUGCGGCGAAAUCACCACCAUCCCAGAUACCAUCAUGUUGGCCGAAGCCACCUGGGCCUUGGCACCGCGUACACAUCGAUUACGCUGGACCUGUGGAGGGAGCCUAUUUCCUGAUUGCGGUAGAUGCCUACUCCAAGUGGCCGGAAAUCAUUAAAACUUCCAACGGCCAGGCAGAGCGAUUUGUGGAUACCUUCAAGCGAUCACUGAAGAAAAUACGGGCGAGGAACGUGUCCCUUGAAGAGGCCCUGGACUUGUUUCUUCUCACGUAUCGCUCAACACCAAAUCCUGCUUUGGACCAGCGCACACCAGCCGAAGUGAUGUUUGGAAGAACGACCAGGACAAUUCAUCAUCUAUUGCGCCCUCCUGCAGCAUCGGAGUCUACAGCGAAGGAUGACUUUCGUGAAUACCAGCCUGGUGAUUUAGUGUAUGCCAAGGUGUAUCGGGCAAACUCUUGGAAUUGGAUAGCAGGGAGGAUUGCUCGCAGAAUUGGCAACGUCAUGUACGAGGUUGUGUCGCACGACCAGAGAAGACUUCGGCGUCAUGUGAAUCAGCUCCGCCGCCGUGUCGCUAGCUCAUCAGAACGGAACGAGAUGGAUCAGCACCAAUUUCCCCUUAGUUUACUUUUAGAUGAGAUGAGUUUGACGUCUCGUCAGCAGUCGCCGUCCGCUUCGCUGCCAACGGAGCCAGCCUCAUCUUCGGCAGCACCGGCGCUGACAGGGGUUCAGCGAGCACCGGCAUCAUCGCCAGCAUCAUCCGUGCAACCGGAGGUACAACGAGCGGCUUCGUCUAGUGGCAGCAGCAACACCCAGCAGACACAGCUACCACGACGAUCUUCUAGGACUAGAAGACUGCCUCGUAGGUUCAGCGCGUAUCGGCUGAAUUAAAAGGGGGAGGUGUUGAGUGUAUACUCGACCAAGCAGCGGAGGCCCGGACCGUAACGCCGUUACUCGGUCCUGUCAACGGAUGACAGCGAUCGACGUGCCAUGCGGUUCAUCCUUCGUGUUCGGGCUUCGGGACCGAUCGGCCUCCUUCUUGAUCCAGCCGCUGCCGAGACAGGACGCGUUAGACGAGCGAAGUUUUAGCGUGUGUGUGUGUGUGCGUGUGUAAUAAGUGUAAUAAGUGUAAUGUAAUAAAUAAGUUUUAAUUUGUUGUAAACCGCAAUCGUCCGCGUACCGGCAUCAUUGUCUCCCCCGAUAUCACCAA
Molecule: messenger RNA, 5104 nt
Organism: Anopheles stephensi (Asian malaria mosquito)
Lineage: Eukaryota; Metazoa; Arthropoda; Insecta; Diptera; Culicidae
Exons: 2
Coding region: 427-4785 (1452 amino acids)
Biological process (GO): DNA integration
Molecular function (GO): nucleic acid binding; zinc ion binding
Source: RefSeq, a predicted model, not a curated record